AUGUUGCGCUUUCGCGCUGCCGCGACUGCUCUGGCCCUAGCAAGCACAGUCGCCGGGAAGCUGCCAUCCGUGAACGCCGUUUCUACCGAAGCCAGUCUUGAGCUGCCUAAACGAGACGCAGGGUGGUCCUGUGGCCCUGGAGUUGGCACUUGCGGCGAGGGCUGCCAGCUAGCACACGGCCCUGCCUGUGACGGAAACUUGACUCCAGACGGCCCUGAUACCUCGAGCUUAUCGCGGACCAAGUUUGGAAAAGUGCCAUAUGGUGUCAAUGUUGACAAGUGCACGACACCGGGGACCAUGGCCCUCAGCUUCGAUGAUGGCCCUUAUCACUAUACCACCGAGCUCCUCGACCUGCUCAAGGACAACAACGCCGUUGCAACUUUCUACGUCACAGGCAUAAAUGGGGCCAAAGGCGCCAUAAACGACCCUUCGACUGGAUACCCCGCCAUCCUCCGGAGAAUGCUGGCCGAAGGCCACCAGAUUGGAAGCCACUCUUGGAGUCAUGAGAACAUGGAGGCUGUUGGCUCUUCCGGGGCCACCUUAGACCGAACAGUCCAGAGCGUGAACCAAGACAAGGCGGUUCAACCUGGCGCCGGCUCUGGUAAAAUCACAAAGAUACAUGCGCCUGGUGGACCUGGGGGCGACCGAGCCGCGUCUAACAGCGACCACGACGACGAUGAUGGUUCGCCCAGAGGCGAAAGCGCAGCAGCGAAGGGCUUCCACGUUCACAGCUGGAUCCACAUCCUCCCUCUUCUCCCUUCAUUAGUGGCGUGCUUCGUGUAA
Molecule: messenger RNA, 783 nt
Organism: Parascedosporium putredinis
Lineage: Eukaryota; Fungi; Ascomycota; Sordariomycetes; Microascales; Microascaceae
Source: the annotation of a GenBank genome assembly